CAUUCAGAAGUUUCAAACUUUCUAACCACGGAUCCAAGACCCAGCUCGCACAGCACGAUGCUCAUCUUCGGCGACGACGAGGACGCCGCGUGGCCGUGGAACGCCGUGGACGCGCUGGUCGACGGCCAACUGCAGCACGGCCGCGUCAUCAACCUGGCCGACAAGGGACUGAUCAUCGAUUUCGAAUGCCCCGCACAGCGCGCGCAGUUUGUCGAGUACGGGCGUGUCUUCCACUACACGGCGAACACGGGACGCUCCAAUGUGGUGGCCGUGCAGGUGCUGCUGCGGCGUCAUCCCGACGGCGUCUGGAUCUGGUACCCGGGACGCGUUAUCCAGUCCUCUCUGUGCAAGAAAGCCGAGUACGUGGAAGCGCAGCUGCCCCAGGGGAAUGUCAAGGAGCUGCUGCCCCUGGCGCAGGUGCGCCCAGCCCCCGCGGAGGGGGUCUGCGCGGAGGGGCGCGUGCGAAGGGGGGACUUUGUGAUCCGCUCGUGCCAGAUGCCCGCCGGUGGUUUGUCGAACCAGCCACCGCGGAUCGUCAAGAAAUUCAAAGCGGAGCUGAACGAAGUUGGAAUGGCGAUCUUCGUUUCCCUGCUCGGUGAGACCCUCACCUAUCUCCAGAUUCAGGAUGCGCAGCCGCUCAAGAUGCGACAACUGAAAAUUAUCUGCGAACUGGCGAGGAAACGCAAACCUCCUACAAGGUCGUCACAGCCGGCAGCUAUCCCCAUAACACUUAACAACGGACCACGAUCCAGUAGAAAGCGGAAGAAUUUCGGCAGUGAUGACGAGGGUAUGCGAUUGCCCGUUGAAUUGCUGGUGGAACUCUUCCAGUCGCUGGACUCCAUCGGCCAGGUUCGUUGUCGACGUGUCUGCGCCCUGUGGAACACACUUCUCACCACGGACGCCUACUUCCCCGACGUCCGCGUGUCCGGCAAUUGCGCCGAUGGCGACUAUCCAGCGGUGUACUUCUCCGAGGACGGCAUGUACUGGGUGGUGGAGUGCGUGCUGAAAUGCCUGAGCAGCCACACCAAGAUGCUGGGGCUGAGCCGGAUGGAUUUGUUCGAGUGCCGCCAACUGAUGGCCCCCAUCCACCACGCUCUCCCGGGGCGCCGUCUGCCGCUGCUGGUGUUGCAUAACUGCAAUCUCAGUGGACCGCUCCCACUCAUGAAGCGCGCCCGGGAUGUGAUCGCGUCCACGGCGCAGUUGGCCGUUGAGUGUGGAUGCGAGAGAAUGCUGUGGCAGCAGUGUCGUCUGUCCGAUGCCUCCCUGACGGCGUUGGUCCCGCGGUAUGCCUUCCGCGAUUUGUCGCUGGAGCCGCUGACGGUGCAGUUGUGGGAUCUGUUCGAGCGCCAUCGGGUUCUGGAGGAACCGCUGGAUCGGCCGGCGGUCGCGCAGUGGAUCGCCGAUUGCGUAGGGCAUCCGCGCCGGUGGGGCAAUCAAAGCAUUGUGCAGGGCCUCCAGGCUUACCAGAGCGCGGAUCCCCGGCCUGCCACGCGCUACCGCCAUCGCGCGUGGACGGCGUCCACGCUGGCCCAACUGGACGUCACCCAGCUGACCACGUUGACCACGGCAUUUCUGCAGGGACUGACCCCGCAGUUUUAUAAGGCGUAGCUUUGUUUAGAACGGAACGUCACUACGGCAGCCCGUUUGCCGGGCACUUGCUGGUAAAUGUUAACAACUGUCUAGUAUGGCCGCAAUG
Paramacrobiotus metropolitanus is the source of this 1696-nucleotide messenger RNA. RefSeq lists its product as uncharacterized. NCBI's taxonomy places the organism in Eukaryota, Metazoa, Tardigrada, Eutardigrada, Parachela, Macrobiotidae. The record is from RefSeq and is a predicted model, not a curated record. Gene Ontology annotation, molecular function: protein binding. The transcript has 3 exons. The coding region runs from base 58 to 1608 and encodes 516 amino acids.